Molecule: messenger RNA, 432 nt
Organism: Spinacia oleracea (spinach)
Lineage: Eukaryota; Viridiplantae; Streptophyta; Magnoliopsida; Caryophyllales; Amaranthaceae
Exons: 1
Coding region: 1-432 (143 amino acids)
Biological process (GO): protein folding
Cellular component (GO): chloroplast
Molecular function (GO): protein-folding chaperone binding; protein homodimerization activity; adenyl-nucleotide exchange factor activity
Source: RefSeq, a predicted model, not a curated record
AUGGAUGAGGAAAUGCUAGAGGAGGAAGUUGGGGAAAUAGAAGAAGAGACAGGUACCAAGAAUAUGUGGGAAAGUGUGGAAAAUCUCACUAAAUAUAAUAAGGAGGCUGUUUUAGCUGGGGAUUAUCAGACCAUUACAGAAAUAGAGACCGCUUUUUACCGACUAGAAACAGAAAAGAACGAGUUGGUUGAGAAAUUAUCAACUUUGACAGAAGAGAUAACUUCUGGAAAGGAUAGAUUUAUCCUCCUGCAAGCUGACUUUGAUAACUUUAGAAGGAGAUCAGAUAAAGAGAGACUAUCAGUUCGAAGCGAUGCACAGGGAGAAGUAAUUGAGAGUCUUCUUCCAAUGGUGGACAACUUUGAGAGGGCGAAGCAACAGUUACAACCAGAAACGGAUAAGGAAAAACAGAUUGAUACGAUUUUUCUAAGAUAG